AUGACGGUGGGGGUCCUAACUGAACGGUUGGAUGCUCUUCUUCUGGGAAAAGCAGAAACUGAACAACAGUGUCUAUGUCUGAAAAAGGAAAAUAUUAAAGUGAAGCAAGAACUUGAGGAUUCUGUAACUAAGCUGGAAGAUAUGAAGAAAGAGUUUGAGCAAUCACAUAGAAACUAUGAAAAAGGACUUGAAAGCUUUAAAAAUGAAUUGAUGGCAGUGCAGUCAGAGCACAGUAAAGAAAAAGCCAUCUUACAACGAGAGCUGGAAGAUGCAGGAAAUAAACAAUUAGAGCUGUUAGAACAGCUUAAAUCUCAGAGUGACUCUGAAGACAAUGAAAAACUACAAGAAGAGAUUCAGAACAUUACGGCGGUAUUUGAAGAACAAAUGUUAUAUCUAAAAAAGCAGGUAGAAGCUACCAACAAGGAAAAAAAUGAAGAGAUUAUUCAUCUCCAAAAAGUCAUUGAGGACAAUGCUGAGCACUACCAAAAAUCUCAAGAAGAGAUUUUGCAGCUGCACGCUACACACAGAGACAAAGUUAAUGAACUGAUGUCUCAAGUGGAAAUAUCAGCUAAAGAACAUGAGGCAGAAAUAAAUAAGCUAAAAGAGAAUAAAGUGCUACAGGGUGGGGCAAGUGAGACCAUUCAGGAGAAACUCCAAUGUGAGUCAGAAAACUUAAAUGAAUGCAGCUCAGAGGCAAGCCAGGAAAGUCAGAAUUGCUCUGUGCCCUUACAGGAAGACCCUUGUGCAGAACAAACAGUAUAUGAUAAGGUCAGACAACUGGAAGAUUCCUUAAAAGAACUGGAAUCUCAACACAGUAUCUUAAAAGAUGAGGUGACUUACAUGAAUAAUCUCAAGUUAAAACUUGAAAUGGAUGCCCAACAUAUAAAGGAUGAGUUUUUCCAUGAGCGAGAAGACUUGGAGUUUAAAAUUAAUGAGCUUCUGCUGGCUAAAGAAGAACAGGGCUAUGUAGUAGAAAAAUUAAAAUACGAGCGAGAAGACUUAAACAGACAGCUUUGCUGUGCUGUGGAACAACAUAACAAGGAAAUACAGUGUCUUCAGGAGAACCAUCAGAAAGAAAUGUCUGAACUAAGUGAGACACUUAUGUCAGACUCAGAAAAAGAGAAGUUAGCAUUAAUGUUUGAAAUACAGGGUCUUAAGGAACAGUGCGAAAAUCUGCAACAUGAAAAGCAAGAAGCUGUCCUAAAUUAUGAGAGUUUACAAGAGAUGAUGGAAAUUUUGCAAACAGAACUGGGAGAAUCUGCUGGAAAAAUAAGCCAAGAGUUUGAAACAAUGAAGCAACAGCAAGCAUCUGACGUUCAUGAGCUUCAGCAGAAGCUGAGGACUGCUUUCAAUGAAAAAGACGCUCUCCUUGAAACUGUGAAUCGCCUCCGAGGAGAAAAUGAAACGUUAUUAUCUCAGCAAGAAUUAGUACCAGAGCUUGAAGGCACCAUAAAGAAGGUUCAGGCAGACAAUAGCACCUUAGCCAGUCUUGGCCAAAAAGAUAAAACAUUACGGGAGUUAGAGGCAAAGAUACAUUCUCUUGCCGAAGAAAGUGAUUUUGUAAGUAAAAUAAAAAUUUCCCAUGAAGAGAUAAAUGGUCUCCAUCAGAAAUGGGAACAGGAGCAGAGAUUGACUCUAGAACUCAGGGAAGCAGCAGCGCAAACUGCCCAGCACAACAGUGAACUGAGACAAAGAGUAACUGAGUUAACAGGGAAACUAGAUGAAAUAGUAAGAGAAAAGAGUCAAAAUGAUCAAAGCAUUAUGGUUCAAAUGAAAACUGUGACUGAAGACCAAGAAGCACUACCCAGUUGUCUAAGGCACAGGAUGCUCACCAAACCAUGGCUUCUGUGUCUCUUGAAAGCCUGUGCACAAAUAAACCCUUCUUCCUUAGAGCCGACUCUGGCCUGGAAUUUGGUGAUAGCCAUGAAAAAAAUAACCAGAGUCCUGGUAGUGAUCUAUAUGUGUUCCUGGAAUUUCCCACAAAAUGAAGUACUUGGAACUGAGUUGAACAUCAUGGCCAGCCACUUGGGAGACGGCAUCCUUGAAAAGAAUUUCAGGAUCUUAACCUCCCUUGCUUGUGGUACAUUCUGGGAGGUGAUGCUUGCCUGCCACCUUCCCACGCAGGCACCUGUGGCUGUGAAGAUCCUUGAGAAGCACAAGGCUCUGGCUGAGCUCAGCUCUACAGUAGACAUCCUCCAAUCUUAG
Acomys russatus (golden spiny mouse) is the source of this 2205-nucleotide messenger RNA. RefSeq names its product GRIP and coiled-coil domain-containing protein 2-like. NCBI's taxonomy places the organism in Eukaryota, Metazoa, Chordata, Mammalia, Rodentia, Muridae. The record is from RefSeq and is a predicted model, not a curated record. Gene Ontology annotation, biological process: late endosome to Golgi transport. Gene Ontology annotation, cellular component: Golgi apparatus.